GGAUUGGUUAUGAUUAUGGUAAGAAUAUCAACAUUAGCCAAUCAGAGGCAGAGUAGGGCGGGACAUUGGCUGCUAUGGCUCCUGCCGGCGCGUGUUAGUGAACACACACAACAGACAUGGCGGCGGUUGGUUUCUGUGGAGAGUGGUUUAUUCUCAGCUGCGACACGAAAUUCACAGCAGUUCACACCAAACAGAGAGACGUUUGUGUUUGACUGCAGCACUGCCGAGAAGAAACCAAAGAAUACAAACACCGACACCAACAGUGAUGGCGGUGCCUCAGAGGAAACAGGAAGUGACAAAGUGCUCGCCUUUGCCGUGUCUCCAUCUGGAAAGCUGGUGGCGUUGACCGAUGACACCAAGCGACUGGUUCUGUUUCGCUGUGAGGAUUCAUGGCAGCGAAUCAGCAUCAGGUGGGUGGUGAGGAGGUGCACGUCGCUGGUGUUCAGCCACGCGGAGGAUGAGGUGCUGGUGGCGGAUAAGUCUGGAGACGUUUACUCCUUCUCGGUGGCGGAGCCGCAGAAGGAGGGCGAGCUGAAGAUGGGUCACCUGUCCAUGGUGCUCGCUGUGACGAUGACGCCGAACGACAAAUACGUCAUCACAGCCGACCGUGACGAGAAGAUCAGAGUGAGCCACCUCAGAUCUCCCUACAACAUCCAGUCCUUCUGCCUGGGACACCAACAGUUCGUCAGCGCUCUGCUGGUCCCGUCAGGUCAUCCUCACUGGCUGCUGUCAGGAUCAGGGGACGGGACCAUGAAGCUGUGGGAGUACGAGUCCGGCCGUCGGCUGCAGAGCUGCGACCUCAAAGAGCUCGAAGAGACGCCGAGCUCCGAGGCUGACGAAGAGAAGAGGCCAGCUGUGUGCCGCAUCAUCAGCUCCCCUGAUGGACGCCACGUCGCCGUGCAGUGUGAACGGGUUUCUACGGUUCAGUUUUUCACUCUGGACCAGGAGAGUGAAGAGAAGUUGGUGCCACACAGCAGGCUCCCCCUCCCUCUCUGUCCUCUGGACAUGACCUUUGACCCCGACGGCCGGCUCUGGGUGCUGAUGGACUCCAGUGAUGCACCGCUGCAAGUCUACACACACAGACAAGACUCCUGGAAGUGUGAUGCUGAGAGUCCUGAACUGAACAGAGUGACUAAAGCCCUCAAACCCCACUGGGAGACACUUCAGGCCUCCGCCAGAACCGCCACCAGCUUCGAGCAUCUGCAGAAGGUGACCUUUGACAACGUGACCUUGUACCUGCAGAAGAAGCAGCAGAGGCUGGAGGAGCAGCAGCAGAAGAGGAAGAAGUUUCCACAGAAGGAAUCACAGAAAGCAAACGGCAACAAGAAGGCCAAGAAGGAGACGUCUUCUACCUGAACGGACAGUUUGAGAAGAGUACUAUCAUUUCUUUUUUUUCUUUUUUUUUUUAAUGCUUUGGAUGAAUCUGAGUUGAGUUUGUGCCUUGAUGAAGCACGUGGAUCGUCUGCUGUGGCCUGUGUGGAUGGAUUUUUAUGUUUGGCUCAAAUUUCUGGCUUAUUUUUAAAAAUAAACAUUGCAUCUAACAUUGAA
Messenger RNA from Thunnus maccoyii (southern bluefin tuna), 1548 nucleotides. RefSeq names its product WD repeat domain 4 (gene wdr4). Gene Ontology annotation, cellular component: cytosol; nucleus; tRNA methyltransferase complex. The record is from RefSeq and is a predicted model, not a curated record. Gene Ontology annotation, molecular function: protein binding; tRNA (guanine(46)-N7)-methyltransferase activity. Lineage: Eukaryota; Metazoa; Chordata; Actinopteri; Scombriformes; Scombridae. The coding region runs from base 10 to 1356 and encodes 448 amino acids. The transcript is spliced from 11 exons. Gene Ontology annotation, biological process: RNA (guanine-N7)-methylation.